Molecule: messenger RNA, 754 nt
Organism: Rubroshorea leprosula
Lineage: Eukaryota; Viridiplantae; Streptophyta; Magnoliopsida; Malvales; Dipterocarpaceae
Source: the annotation of a GenBank genome assembly
GAUACUUGGAAACUGCUUGAAACUCUUGAAAUCCAUCUUGAAUCUUUCUUGAUAUUGCUUUGUACUUGUUCUUGAAACUGAAAUCCAGAAAUGGAUAAUGAUUAUUGAAAUCCUUAUUAUCUUGAUACUUGUCUGAAACUAUUUCUUGAAACUAUUUCUGGCAUUGUGCUUGGAAUCGGUUCGUAAACCUUGCUUGAAAUUAAUUCUUGUUGGAAUUCUACUCUUGAAAAUCGACUGAUAUUGUUAUUGGAAUCUAUUCUUGAAAAUCAAUUGAUAUUUGGUUUUUGGAAUCUACAUCCAAGGCCAUAUAAACUGCAAUGGUUAAAUGAUUGUGGAGAAAUCAAGGUAAAUAAGCAAGUUCUGGUUUCAUUCUUUAUCGGACGAUAUAAGGAUGAGAAAUCCCGGAUCUGCUCUGCUCUGCUCCUCACCGUCGGCUGCUCUUGUUUGUGGGUGCGAAAUUCUUCAAAUUUCUGUAGAUCCCCCUGAAUUUCUCCUUCAUUCCCGCCGGCUUCCCCUAACUUGCAACUCCGGUUUUUGCUACUGAAUUCUGGUUCUUGAUCAUUGGUUGCCUUAGCACUUGGAUUGAGUCCUCGGUUUAGGUGAUUGAGGAAGCGAAGUCAAGGACGGGGAAAAACAAGGGAAGUGACGAGUUAGAAGGCUAGCCAUCUUGUAAAUUUGAUAUAGAUUUUAGAUAUAGAUCAUGUUCUUGUAAGCUAGAUUUUAAUUGGAGAUUUAAUAAAUUCAUUUAAUGGAU